This is a messenger RNA of Daktulosphaira vitifoliae (grape phylloxera), 6421 nucleotides long. RefSeq lists its product as uncharacterized. The record is from RefSeq and is a predicted model, not a curated record. Lineage: Eukaryota; Metazoa; Arthropoda; Insecta; Hemiptera; Phylloxeridae. The transcript has 5 exons. The coding region runs from base 844 to 5580 and encodes 1578 amino acids. Gene Ontology annotation, molecular function: serine-type endopeptidase inhibitor activity.
AUAAGUACUCGGUCGUAUUGAAAAACGGUAAUAAGACCUUCGCGUAAGACAAUCCUUGUACACAUUUUCGGUCUGCUAGAAAGUACACACUCGUACACACAAAUCUAAACACUAAUCGUUGUUUACUGAGCAUUCUAAUUUCAGAUGAUAUUUUUUGCAAAACAUAAUAUCCGUCCGUUUCUGAUUUAGAAUGCAUUGUACUUUUUAAUAAUGACUCCGAAAUACUUUAACGAUUUUUGUGUAUACCAGUUUGUUGGCUUUAUUUAUCUGAAAUGUUUUGUUGAGUAUAUUGUAAUUUCAACGUUUUCACGAGUAUACAUUUUUAAGUAUUCUUAUCCGUGUAUAACUGGGUAAUUUCCAAUAAUUAUCCAAGUACUCGAAUUAGUGCGACUCGUAACACUAUGUGAUUCACGGGGAACCGUUAGAAAUUAUGAUUAACGUCAUUGAUUGAAUAUUUUUUAACGAUUUAACAACUGAAAUAUUCGGAUUAAUCAUUGCGUCCAAUGAUCAGUGGACACAAGAAAUUGAAAUCCGGUGACAUGUCGUGACAGGAGUAUGUUACGAGUCGCAGUGAAACAUUUUUCAGAUAAAUUCGCACGGACGUGAAUUUUAAUCACGAACAUAUCAAAUGAUAAUAAUAAUAAUUUCGAGAAUUUUUUGCGAAAAAGUUGAAAUGAAAAUUAAGCAGCUGGUACGUCAAAUUGGAAAAUUUUUCUCUGUUUCGUGUUGUUUAGUUAGGUAAACAACUUGGAGAAAAAAAAUAAAAUACGUCCGAUCAAGGUGAAGUUUUUAUACGUAUACCGGACAGUAGUGAGCGAUCUAUAAACUAAUGUGAUAACCAUCAUGGUGGGUAUAGGUACCCGAUGGCUGGUCACACUGUGUAUGCUAUCAGCAGUCCAAUGUGUACCUUCUAGGGUUACUCAUCAAUCAAAUACCGAUUCUGAAGACUCAAGAAAAGUACUUGGAUCAAGUGUUGUCACUUCAGUAUCUGUAAUUAUGGACCACGGUAAUGGAACAAAAACAUACUUAUCAGAUGGACAAAGUAAAAACGUUCAAAAACAAUCUGAAACUCUUAUAGGUAGUCCUGGACAUUUAUUGUCACCAGAUCGCUAUGAGUUUUAUACUUUCGAUGAAACUGGAGACUUAGUUAAACGACUUAUGACUCUUGAUGAAAUACAUGGCUUAAUUGCAGGAGCAGAUCCAGAAUCUGAUUUAACUGAUGUUUCUCCUACAUAUUACCACGAUGCACUAUCAAGUCAUUCUUCAGAAGCUUUAAUGCAUUUACCUGCAACAGAUCUUGAAUCUUUAGAUGCACCUGCUGUUCAUAAAGUCUUAGAAAAAGUACAAAACGUACUUAAGACUGAAAUGGCUGCUAAUUCAGGGAAUCCUUUAACUUCUAUAUCAGAUAUACCUCUACACCAUCAAGAAACAUCUUCUGCUUGGUCAGCAUUAUUCCCAGGAUUAAUUGAAACUCCAGAUGAUGUAGCACAUUUAUCUGGAUAUUUGCUUCCGUCAAAGAUAGCAGAAUCAGCUACAAAAACGUCAUUAAAAAAACCCAUAUCGAUAACAAAACAACCGCACACUACAACAACUCAUAAAUUUUCAACAAACAAACUAUCAUUGUCUACAACUGCGUACCCAUCAGUGAUUAUUACAGAAACAUCCAAAUCGACACCUAAAUACACUACUAAUACUCCUCCCGAAGUAAUUAGUAAAUUAACACCUAUUCAAACAUCCACUUUCAAAUCAUCUACAACUAAAAAACCUUUUAAACCAAUACAGUCAUUUGAUAAAGAGAAACCUACAAUAUCAAAUCCAACAUUAACUUUAAAACCAACUGAUAAAUUAUCAGCUAUGGUUGCAGAUAAUCUUAAUAUUAAUAAAGAAAUGUCGGCAUCAAUUUCAAACAUGCUGUCUCAAGUGACAGAUAGUCAUUCUAUUAAUAAUAGCCCCAUACAAUCGAAUACUUUAAUCGAUAAAGAAAAUACAGCAGAUUACCUACCAGAAGAAAGUUCACCAGAGCUAAGCUAUUACAAUCCUGCGGAGAUAUCAUUGAGUACUGUAACAUCAUUAAAACCAGUUGCAGAAUCUUUAACGACUGCCAAAAAGCAUUACACUACAGUUUCUUCUAAAAGUACGACUACGGAAAUACCUUUUUUACAAAAAAACCCUUCAAUCACCAAAUUUGUUCCUAAUAAAUUUAAUUUAACUAAAUUAAGACCACCAACAAAUUUUACUGUAUCUUCUGUAGUCACCAAAGCACCUCCGCCAUCUUUUAAUAACAAAUACAAUGGAUCUUCAAUUCAAGCUACCACUGUUUCUUCGGUCAGAAAUAAUUAUCAUUAUCCACCCAGUAAUAUGUCAACUAAAUAUAUGCAGAAGAUUACGCAAACUACACAAGUUUAUCCAAAUAUUACCAAUAAUAAUUUCAUAAAUUCUACUGAAAAACCUAUUAAUAAUAUUCAUCAUUUCAGUACGAAACAACCUUCAAAUAAUAAUUUUAAUACUACCGAAAAGGUUCAAAAUAAGUUGAAAGAGUCAAAUGAUACAAAUUGGAGUAGUACUGAAGGGUUUAAAAAUUACAGUAUUAUAUCAUGGAGUACUGACGGCUAUAAAAAUAAAUUUAAGGAGCCAAGUGUUACAACUGCCAGUACAAUCGAAUUCAAAACAACAUUGAAAGAGCCAAACAAAGUAUUUGCAAACAAACUAUCCUCUUCAACCAGACCAAAUCUUAUAAAUAGGCCAAAUGUUACUUUAUCAAAUCGUAUACAAGAACAUAAAAUCACAACUUUAUCUUAUGGGUCGACAAUUAAUUCAACAACUAUCAAAAGUCCUUCAGAGUCUGAUGAAUACAUUUCAGUUAAAGCUGAUCCAUGGCCUACGACUACUACACUACCGACAGUUACAACUUUAAAUACACCAUAUGUUAGUAGUACUCCGAAAUCGUUUAGUUCGAGUAGUAGUCUACCUUUUAAUUCUAUACCUGACACUAACACUAUAAAAGAACUUAUUUCGUCAUUAAUGACUACAUCUACUGUCUCAAAUAUUAGUAGCGUAUCAAAUUUGUCGGCAACUUCUGAAGCUGAACAAAAAACUACAUAUAUCACAUCUACAACGACAGUGGCAUAUCAAAAAAAUGCAUCUGAAAUGCCAUUACCAAUAGCUUCUUCUACUACCCAAUUACCAACGACUCUAACAACUACAUCAACUGUCGUUCCUAUUAUAACUUCUGCGUCGACAACAACAGAAGCUAUUACAACUCCUCACGUUUUACCAUCUAGUUUAAAAGAAAAUUUAGUGAUGAAUAAUACUAAAGCAACAUUAGGAACAUCAUUUACAUCUACUACUUCUGAAUCGGAAAUACAGUAUGUACCCGUAACACAUUUCUUACAAGAAAUUCAAACAAACAGAAGUCCAGAAUUCGAAAAAAAUACUAGUAGUACUCUUGGAGUUGAUUCUCUUCUUAAAGAUGGUAUAACUGCUGUAACUAAUAUGCUUCAAAAUACACAAAAACCAACUAUUAUGAAUACUGAUCACCAACUUAUAAGUAGUAGUUCUUAUGAAAAUACAACUAUUAAAAUUACAAAACCACCCUCAACAGAACAAGCUAGAACACAAACAACAACCCCAUUAGAAACAGAAGACGUUUCUUCUGUAACUACGGAAAGCUUAACGCCACAAGAGUCAUAUGAAAUGACUACAACUGAGAUUAAUACAAAACUACCUGUAUUAAAAGAUACAGUUGCAAUGGAGUCAGUUACAGAUAAUAGUAAUCAUGAUUUAUUUCGUAUAUCUGAACAAGGAUUAGAAAUGCUAACAAUAUUUAAUGUUAGCUCAACUGGUGUUCCUGUACAAGCGGGUAAACUUGCCGAUUUGCCAGCAGAAUCUCCAGUAGUUUUUGAUAGCACUAUUUCAUAUGAGAAUCAUAGCAUUGAACCUUCAACAAACAUUGAAGAAAUAUUAACCACUGCUCGAGCAGUCGUUUCAUCGUCUACAAUAGCUUCAAAUGAAUCUGAUUUGAACCAAACAAAGCAAGUUUUAGUAGAAAAUGUUAAGGCAACAUUAUUACCUGAAAAUUAUACUACACAGCUUCCACUUCUAACAACUACUUUGCAAAAUAUUAAAUUACCCAGUUUUUCAUCUAAUGUGUAUAGACCAUUAUCUAAUGGUGUGUCACCUUCUACUGUUGAACUUCAUCCUGCACCACAUGAAAGUAUGGGAUUAGAAGCCAGUGUUGCGUUCUUGGGAGACGAUGUUCGAAGAUUUGUUGACUUAUGUAAUGAGCUCUCAUUUAAGAUGUGGACGACCAUUACCGGCAAAGGUCUAAUAGCUUCAAGAAGUUUAGUAUUAUCACCAUUUGAGCUGACUGCAAUGUUGGCUAUGGUAUUUCUAGGUGCUAGAGGCUCAACUUCUGGACAAAUGAACGAUGUUCUUCGAUUAGAUGAUAUGGUUACGUUCAACCCACAUCAAGUACUUAGAAACGUUACUCAGUCUAUAACUGACACCAAUAUACCAGGUGUUGCUACUGCGUCAUUUGUUCGAGAAAUAUACAGCCACAAGGAAAAUGGAAAAAUAUUAGACUUUUACAAAGAACGUGUUCAACAGUAUUAUGAUGGACAUGUUGAAGAAGUAGAUUUUAACACUAUAGGAGAUAUUUUAAGAAGACGAACAAAUUUAUUAGUUAAAAGACAGACAUUAGGUCGCGUAGUUGAAUAUCUACGAGGAUCAAGUUUAAGUCUCACUCCUCCUUUUGCAGCUUUCAGUGCUAAUGUAUUCCAGACAAGUUGCGAGACCGCAUCGACCGAUGGAAGAGAUGGCGAAAUGUACUUUGUGGUAAGGCCAUCAACAAGACAGCGCAGAUUAGUGCCGAUACCCGCUGCUGUUUGGAAAAAUGGAUUUUUGGCUGGAUACGAGCCUGGCUUAGAUGCCACUGCAGUCAGUUUAAGUCCAGAUUCUAUUGUAUCUACUAUAUUAAUAUUACCUGGUCAACAAGGACAAGUGGCACCAGGAGAUGGAUUGACAAGAUUAGAACAACGCUUAAUUGAAACAUCAUAUCGAAGAGGUGGAUGGUCACGAAUUCUAAGAAGUUUAUUACCCAGACCGGGACUUGAACUUCAGAUACCAAGAUUUUCACAUAGAUCUGUUUUAAACACGACAAUUGCUUUGCAAAAAAUGGGUCUUAAAGAAGUUUUUAAUGGACAAAAAGCCGAUUUGAGAGGAGUCAACGGGUUAUAUGAUUUAUACUUGUCUGACAUGCUUCAAGUGAACACAUUUAGCACUUGUGGAGAAGACGUAAUUGGUGCUAGACAUCAUGUAGAAACAUAUCCAGCUUCCCCUCAACGAAUGGGUCGAAUUGAAAGAUUAGCUGAAAAAAAAAGACGUAAGAGAUAUGCCAACUCUGCUGUUGAUUAUUUUCAAAAUCCAUAUUCCCACCUACCACUAAAUUUGAGACCUCGACAGGCCAGAUUGCCAGAUUCCCCAAGAUUAAGAUUUGAUAGGCCAUUCUUAUAUUUAGUUAGACACAACCCGACUGGUAUGAUUUUAUACUUAGGCAGAUUCAAUCCAAGAUUAUUACCUUAAAAUAUUUGUAUAGUGAAUUAUUUUAAAAUACCAAAGCUUCUUAAUUUGUUUAAUAUAUUUCUUUUAAAAAAAAUGACUAAAAUUUAUUUAUUAAUUUUAUGGAAAAUAUAUUAACUUGUUGUAUUCAUAAAUACAGAUUAACGUAAAAUAUUAACGUUGAUCAUGGAAUAGGUUCUCCAGGUAAAUGUAUAAAAUUAUCCUAAAUAUUGUGUACGUUAUAUUAAAUUGUUGUAUACGUUGCGUUAUUACGUUUUUAUUUGUUAAUAACUUUACUCUACAAGUUAGUUCAAAAUUAUAGGUCGAUUUCACUGACAUUAUACAAAAUUACUUAUUAUAAUUAAAAUAUUUUUAAAAUAUCGAUUUAACAUGUAAGUGUUUUUUAAUAAAUAAAUGACUAUAAAGCUGUAGGAUACUUGUAUAAAAUAAUUUAUGAUCUUGGUAAAAUCGACUUCUAAAUAAAAAUAGUAUUAGAAUAGUACAGGAAGAAAUAAUUAGAAAAAAUACUCAUUUUUACUUUAGAUAAAAAAAAGUUAGUCAUAAGUAUUAUACCCAACUAAAAAAACUGUUGUAUCUCAUAAUUUAAAAAAAAUUUCCGUGUAAAACAGACUUUUCAUUUAGUAAUUUGAAAUUUAAUUAUUAUUUUUUAUUAUGUAUGAAAAAUGUGAGUAUAUAAUAAACUUAUUACACCUUUCUCUGUGCUUUUCAUUUACUAUCUAAAAUUAUCAUUUCGAAUUUUUUUAAAUAGUAAUUAUUAUGAUUUAAAUUUGUAUACUUACACUUGAAAACUAAGAUAUUUAUGUAUAUUUGCAAUAAUACUACUAUAUUUUAUUAUGAUAUAAUU